AUGACUUCGAUUCAAAUGUCAGAGCUUCUCAAGCCUUGGACUCCCAGUCUGAUACCCACACUAACUGCAACAACUUCCAUAAAUACUGACCAUUAUUCAGAUUUGGUAAAGACAUUAACUUCUGCUACAGAGAGAGUGGCAACUGAAACUGUUAAAGGGAACCUAUUUGACCUCUCCCAGAUAAUAAGAGGUGCAGAAGCCUCUUUGACAGUCUUAAGUGCCGAACGUGUUAUGGCGACUGCUACUGCAUCUUCGGAGUUAUCGUUAGCUUCCCAGGCAAUCUUCAAUGCUACGGUAAAUUUAAAGUCUCUUGAUUGGGAAAUGAACUUAUAUUCAAUGAAUAUCAAUAGAGCUGGUAAUCUUAUUCUUUUCAUUGCUUUUGCAUUAUUAUUUCUUGCGCACAUUGGUUUUUCUGGUUGGUCUAGAAAUAUCUAUAUGGGUGUCUGCUUAGGUUGUGGCUGUGGUCUUGAAUUAGCAGGGUAUAUAGCCAGAGCUUUGGCUUAUAAUGAUACUGCUAAUGUAGAUAAAUAUCUUUGUCAAAUUAUAUGUCUAACAUUAGCACCUGUUUUUAUUGCAGCUGGUAUCUACUUUUACCUUGGGCAGAUAAUCGUCUUUCACGGAAGGCAAUACUCAAUACUAAAGCCAACUUGGUAUACAUAUAUAUUUGUUUUCUGUGAUAUUGUGAGUUUGGUUAUUCAAGCAGUUGGUGGAGGUAUGGCAGCUACUGCCUUAAAGGAACAUAACUCGCUGGAUCCUGGUAGUCAUACUAUGUUAGGUGGGGUCGUAUUUCAAGUGUUUACUAUGAGUGUUUUCUUGAUUCUAUUGUUUGACUUUAUUAACAGGACAUUCUUCAAGGCAAAUCCAGAAAUCAAGUUCUCUGUCAAAAAAUUCUUUCAAAUCCUUCUCAAUACGCCAGAAGGAAUCAGGCUAAGAGAGAAAUUGGAUCCUUAUUAUAACCCCAUUUUCUCUAAAGCAAGGUCUGGAGUAUUGUAUAAAUGGAUACCUUUUGCACUCUUGGUAUCUACCAUAUUCGUUUACAUCAGAUGUAUCUACAGAGUUGUGGAAUUAGCUGAAGGAUGGACUGGAAACUUGAUAACACAUGAGGUUUAUCUUGCGAUAUUGGACGCGUUGAUGAUUUUCUUAGCCUGCUUCGUAUUAGCAGUUUUACACCCCAUGUUUACAAUCGGCAAGCUGAAGCUCUCCUUUAGAGAAAUUAAGAGGCAUGCUGCCACUAAACCUAUAGAAGAACAGAGCCAAGAGUCGCAGCCCUUCGAUAGUUACAGCAAAGAAAUAUAA
Messenger RNA from Priceomyces carsonii, 1296 nucleotides. RefSeq lists its product as uncharacterized. Gene Ontology annotation, cellular component: fungal-type vacuole; plasma membrane. NCBI's taxonomy places the organism in Eukaryota, Fungi, Ascomycota, Pichiomycetes, Serinales, Debaryomycetaceae. Bases 1 to 1296 code for a protein of 431 amino acids. The transcript has a single exon. The record is from RefSeq and is a predicted model, not a curated record.